AUGGAAAAUGCCAAACCCAUUGUUACUCCGAUUGUUCUUAAGGGAACAAACUACCUUCUGUGGACGAGAACCACAAGAACCGCCCUUGGAGGUCGUGGCCUUUGGAGUCAUGUCGAAACUGACUAUGUUCCAAAGCAAAACCUCAAAGGAGAAGAUGAAGGCGCUUCCGAGGUGGAAGUAGAGGAAGAGAGCGAGAGGAAGGCCAAGUGGUUUCAAGAAGACCAAGUUGUUCUAUCUGUUCUCCAAAACUCUCUUGACACAUCAAUCCUUGAAGCCUACUCCUAUUGUGAAACGGCCAAGGAGCUUUGGGAAACACUUAAAGGUGUUUAUGGUAAUGUCUCUAACUUGACUAGAGUCUUUGAAGUCAAGAAGGCUAUAAAUGAGCUCAAUCAAGAUGAUAUGGAGUUCACUAAACAUCUUGGGAAGUUUCGAGCACUAUGGUCCGAACUCGACAUGUUACGGCCAAGUACACUCGAUCCGAUGGUGCUGACCGAAAGGAAGGAGCAAGACAAGGUCUUUGGACUUCUCCUUACCUUAAACCCAUCUUUCAAUGACCUCUUGAAGCACAUCCUCAGGGCUGAGAAGCUACCCUCCUUUGAAGACAUCUGCUCUCAAAUCCAAAGAGAACAAGGAUCAUUUGACUUGUUUAGCGGCAAGGGGGAGCUUGUUACAGCUAACAAAGGAGUGUACAAACAAGAGGAUAGGAAGGUGUGGAUAUGUGACCAUUGCAAGAGGCGAGGUCAUAUGAAAGACAAGUGCUGGAUUCUCCAUCCCCAUCUCAAAACGGCCAAGUUUAAGGCUAACCUAUCAAAGAAAGCAUCUAACGACAAGGGAGCCGGUUCAUCCAAGCAAGGAGAUGAGGCGGCCAUGACCGCAGCCUAUGGAGAAGUGGUGAGGAAAUCAGACCUAGAAGCACUCAUUCGCUCCAUUGCUUCACUCAAGGAGUCUGGUAUCUCUCUCUUUACCUCUAAGCCUAGUAAAUCUCUUGUUGUUGACUCAGGGGCUUCUCAUCACUUGAUUAGUAACUGA
This is a messenger RNA of Camelina sativa (false flax), 1029 nucleotides long. The record is from RefSeq and is a predicted model, not a curated record. NCBI's taxonomy places the organism in Eukaryota, Viridiplantae, Streptophyta, Magnoliopsida, Brassicales, Brassicaceae.